Molecule: messenger RNA, 366 nt
Organism: Pisolithus orientalis
Lineage: Eukaryota; Fungi; Basidiomycota; Agaricomycetes; Boletales; Pisolithaceae
Exons: 2
Coding region: 1-366 (121 amino acids)
Source: RefSeq, a predicted model, not a curated record
AUGGCCCCAUGGCAUUGGGGAUGUGCCAGCUCUCAUUACACAGGUUCCAGGAUGGCCUGCAUGAUGGACCUGUGGCAUUGGGGAUAUGCUGGAAUACAUGGAACUGGUGCUGGGCCAGCCUCCAUGGCAUUGGUCCAGUGCUGGUACACAUUACAAUGGUGCCAGAAUGGCCUUCAUGAUAGGCCUCAUGGAUGGCUUCCAUGGCAUUGGUGUUGUGCUGGAACACAUUCCAAUGGUGCCAGGAUGGCCUGCAUGAUGGCCCCAUGGCAUUGGGGAUAUGCUGGAACACAUGGACCUGGUGCUGGUGCUGGCUCACAAUACAUCAGUGCUGGGACAUCUUCCAUGAUGGCCCCAUGGCAGUGGUGA